CGAAAAAUAGAGUAAAUACGCGAUUAACUAUAAAUCGUUAUGGAAACAACUGCAGAAAUUAAACAACGUUUGAGACAAUCAACGCGUGAUUGCACAGAACGUGGUUUGAUAUUCGCCUCGAUUUGGUCAGCAGAGAUGGCUUCUUGUAUAAAAACACCAAUAGAGAGUAAAUCAGCUAGUGGUUUCCUUACUUCAACUCCAGCGAGAUCUAACGUUGGCGAUACAUCAUUCAAUCCUCGUAACCUAUCAUUUGAUCCUGACGAAGACCUCAAUGAUGAGGACGAUGCAUACGAAUUGGCGAAAUCUUACUACAAUUCACGAGAAUUUGAGAGAUGCGCAAGUGUACUUUCAUCAUGCAAGAGUGAUAAAAGUGUAUUCUUGAAUCUAUACGCGCGUUAUUUGGAUAGCGAGCGACGCAUACAGGAAGCUACAGAACCUGUGAUGGGUCCAACUGAUACCCGGCGAGAAAACACAAAUGCAGAGAUACCACAAUUGUUGUCACACCUUAAGGAACCUAAAGAUGCAUUCUUACUGUAUUUGAAAGGAAUACUGCUCCACCGCUCAUCCAAGCGGAUAGAAGCUAUGGAUGUGCUCAUCAAGUCUCUCAACGCCUAUCCCUGGAAUUGGAGCGCCUGGUUGAUGUUAGGAGUUUGCAUACAAGAUAUUGAUGAUUUGAACACAGUAGAAGGUUAUCUCCCUCAAGGCGUGAUGUUGAGACUAUUUAGCGUACAUAUGCUCAUAGAAUUACAUGCCGUUACUGAAAAAUUACACAAUGCACUGGACGAGUUGGAUGAGAUCUUCCCAAAUUCUACCCACUGUCAGAGUCAACGUGCAUUUGUUUACUACAAUAUGCACCAAAUGGAAGAAGCCGAAACAGUCUUCGAUAAACUCUAUGAGCGCGAUCCACACCGCACUCAAGAUUUAGAUUUAUACAGUAACAUAAUUUAUGUCAUGGGCAAUCAAACAAAGUUAGCGGCACUAGCACAUGCCGUUGUUAAACACAACAGAAGUGAUCCACAAGUCUGUUGUUUAAUUGGAAACUACUUCAGUAUUAGAGGAGAACACGAAAAAGCGAUUAUGUACUUCAGAAGAGCGCUUCGAUUAGAUAGAGCAUAUCUCAGCGCAUGGACGCUUAUGGGACAUGAAUAUAUCGAGUUGAAGAACUCACAUGCAGCUGUCGAAGCCUACAGGCGGGCUAUUGAUGCGAAUGCAAAGGACUACAGAGCUUGGUAUGGUCUCGCGCAAGCUUAUGAGCUUCUCGGGAUGUAUAACUAUUCAUUAUACUUCUACCAAAGGGCUACAGCACUCAGACCAUAUGAUCAGCGUAUGUGGCACGCCCUCAGUAGUAAUUACGAAUACUUGAAGAGAUUUGAUGAUGCUAUUAAAUGUCAACAAAGAUAUAUGGAACUCACAACCGAAGGUGUUGAUCCAAAGAUGCACAUAAAGCUUUCUAAACUCUACAAAGAAGCGCACAAAGAACAAGAAAGUUCACUCGAGUUAAGAAAAGUCUAUGACAUGGUUGAAUCAAGUGGUGGAGAACUCAGAGUGACAGAUUUCAUAAACGUGUAUCGUGAACUCGCGAUAUGGGAACUCAAUCAGGGCAAUACCGCAUUGGCUCAGUCGUAUCUGAUGAAAGUUGUCGAAACGAAUGCGCCCGAACGUGAAGAAGCGAUGGCGAUAUUGCGUUCUAUACAGGUCAAAGAACUUGGUGGAAUGUAAAAUGUAAAAUAGUUAUGCAUAGUGAAAAGGUGUAAAA
Wallemia mellicola CBS 633.66 is the source of this 1756-nucleotide messenger RNA. Its product is annotated as TPR-like protein. Gene Ontology annotation, molecular function: protein binding. Gene Ontology annotation, cellular component: anaphase-promoting complex. The record is from RefSeq and is a predicted model, not a curated record. Gene Ontology annotation, biological process: cell division. The coding region runs from base 40 to 1719 and encodes 559 amino acids. NCBI's taxonomy places the organism in Eukaryota, Fungi, Basidiomycota, Wallemiomycetes, Wallemiales, Wallemiaceae. The transcript has 5 exons.